Molecule: messenger RNA, 828 nt
Organism: Plasmodium reichenowi
Lineage: Eukaryota; Apicomplexa; Aconoidasida; Haemosporida; Plasmodiidae
Product: phospholipid scramblase, putative
Exons: 1
Coding region: 1-828 (275 amino acids)
Biological process (GO): plasma membrane phospholipid scrambling
Cellular component (GO): plasma membrane
Molecular function (GO): phospholipid scramblase activity
Source: RefSeq, a predicted model, not a curated record
AUGGAAGAGAAAAAUAUACAUAUGCAACCAAAUAUAAAUUACAGUUAUCGUAACCCUAAUAUGUACAAUAUGAAUUACCAUAACCCUAUAGUCCCCCCACCUCAACAACAAAUGCAGUUGUUUGUAAAUGAAUGGAAGAGUAUUUUAAGUCCUAUGCAAACUUGUAAAAUAAAACAACAAUUUGAUGAUAGAGAAUUUGUAGCAGAUUAUUUUAUGGGUUUCAAAUUAGAUUUUAAUAAUAAAUAUUUAAUUUUGGAUGCUUCAACUGAACUUAUGAAAUUUACAGCUUGUGAAAAAUCUGAAUUUUGUUAUAGGAAUUGUUUACCUAAAAUAUGUAUUCCAAUGAAUAUGAAGAUAUUAUCAUAUGGAAAAGAAAUUAGUAAACCUGAUAUUUUAAUGGAAAAAGAUUGUACCUGUACUUUUCUAUGUUUUAAUAGACCUACCAUAAAAAUGUAUGAUUUUUCAAAUAAUAAUAAUAAAGAACUUAUUGGAAUUAUUAAAACUCCAUAUAAGUGUUGCUCUUAUAAUUUUAAUUUAUUUGAUUCUUCUAAUAAUAAAAUUAUGUAUAUGGAUGAUACUUGUUGCCAAAUGAGUAUCUUAUGCCCUUGCCCAUGGGGCCCAUUUAAAUACAGUAACUUUUUUUUACGUGAUGCAAAUUCAAAAGAAAAAAUUGCUCACCUACGUAAAGAAGUACCUUUUCUCAAAUUUGUUAAACGUGAUAUUGAUAAUUAUACAUUGGACUUUGAACAAGUUCAAAACCCUGAAUGGAAAAUGAUGCUCUUAGCAUUUGCCCUCUUCUUAGAUUAUAUGUAUUAUGAUCGUAAAUAG